Messenger RNA from Aspergillus terreus NIH2624, 1353 nucleotides. RefSeq lists its product as uncharacterized. Bases 1 to 1353 code for a protein of 450 amino acids. The record is from RefSeq and is a predicted model, not a curated record. Gene Ontology annotation, biological process: carbohydrate derivative metabolic process. The transcript is spliced from 2 exons. NCBI's taxonomy places the organism in Eukaryota, Fungi, Ascomycota, Eurotiomycetes, Eurotiales, Aspergillaceae. Gene Ontology annotation, molecular function: carbohydrate derivative binding.
AUGGGGCACCUCCAUAAUCGCCGCCAACAGCCGCUCUGCGCGACGCCACUGUCGGGCCUCAUCCCCACGACGAGAUCGCUAAGCACGAUCAAGAAGAAUCAUGCGAUACCCGACGAUUUUUGCGCGCUUCCAUUGACGCCCCCCGAUGCGACAGUCCCAACACCUUCACCGGUCCAGGACGCCUCCGGGGACGCGGUAACCACCGCCAUCCAGGUACUUUCGACCGAACGCGCUGCCUUGGCGCAUCUCGAAAAUCUCUACGAAACGAACCCUUUGGCACAGGAGAACCUCGCCCGCGCGGUAGGCCAGAUCGCUCACAGUAUACGCCAUGGAGGGAAACUGGUCUGCUGUGGCGUCGGCAAAAGUGGGAAGAUUGCGCAGAAGCUGGAGGCGACCAUGAACAGUCUCGGUGUCUACAGCGCCUUCCUCCACCCGACAGAAGCAUUGCAUGGCGAUCUAGGCAUGAUCCGUCCGCAUGAUACCCUCCUGUUGAUCUCGUUCUCGGGUCGCACACCGGAGCUCCAACUGCUACUCCCGCAUAUACCCUCCACAGUCCCCGUCAUUGCUAUCACUGCGCACCUCCAUCCUUCAACAUGUCCCUUACUCCUCAUCCCACCGCCGGACAUGUGCAUCCUCCUCCCGGCCCCGAUCCACGAGGAUGAAGAGUCCUCCUUCGGCGUGAGCGCCCCAACGUCAUCAACAACCGUCGCGCUCGCUCUAGGCGACGCCCUAGCCAUCGCAACCGCCCGACGACUGCACACAUCCCCGGGCCGAGGUCCAGCAGAGGUCUUCAAGAGCUUCCAUCCGGGUGGCGCCAUCGGCGCAGCCGCGUCCAGCGUCUUCACCCCGAUGAGCAUGUCCACCGCCUCGUUCCCGUCCACUGGCCCCGAUGAUCUCUCCACGCCGCAGCUGCCACCCGCGGUGACAGACGGACCUACGCGUCUCGCGGACCUCCUGGUUCCUGUGGACCUGAUUCCCACUGUAUCUGGGGCCCGCAGCGUGCGCCUGCUGGAUAUCCUCCUCACGGCUAUCCAGCACCCGAAUGCGAAAUCGUGGGUCUUCCUGUCGCCUGCGGAGGUCGUGCCCCCGCGUCGUCUGCGGUCUCUCGCCCAGACGAGCUACGUGGACAUGGAUGUGCCCUCGAUCGUCAAGCUGGGGAUUCAGUGUUCUGUUCCGCGAAACGACUGGAUCCGGCUGCCUCGUGCCGUGACUGUCGAGGACGCGCGCCAGAUCGUCUCGGACACGAGCGCAGCCGCUGGAGAAACGGCAGUCGUUAUUGCUGUCACGUCCGACGAUGGUCUUGAUGACUGUGUAGGAUUACUGGAGUUGGAGGACUUGUGGAAUGAAUCAUGA